CCAUUAUACUGUUCUUGACUUCCAUAAGCACCGGCUAGCAAUGUGUUUGCAUCUACAUGAGAGUUAUGCUUUUCUUCAGAACCACUGACUGGAAGCGUCUAAGUCAACUCUCUCUUGGUAGCUACGUCUGUCUUGAGACGAUUCGCUCCAGUCGUUUGACACCUUCCUUCCAUGUUGAAUGUAGCCUUCAAGGCAAGUAAGUGCUUGAUGGCUAUUCUGGUCCACCGUCACGGGCCCGGUUCAUCGGACCGUGUUUGCAGCUGCCUCCCGUCUUGUUAUCUCUCACAGCUCAAGCUCUCUUGCUCAUGCCUUCCAACCGGCCUGCGGAUGGUCUGAGUUGAUGAAGGCGUGCCUGCCUUAUUGAUGUCUUUCAUACUCAGACCCUCAACUUCUCCUCUGUUCUUAGAUCCAGGCCACCUCUCUUUCUCUUCUAUCCUCCGAUCCUCUAAGAUUCGACAUCUCCCUCAACACCUCUUUUGGUUGUCAGUUGUUUUAUAGCCAUUGCUUCUCGCUCUUUGUUCAAUCUGUUUAUACAAAGCUCACGCAGAGCCCAUCUGCCCCACGCUGCCUUCGCAUCUCUAAAACACCGUCUCUUUGAGUACGGCCAGAAUGUCUACCGAAGAGCGAGCUCCGCUCUUGUCGACCCGUCAAGGUCUUCCUGUGGCCAACAGCUCCUCGACCGUUCAGGACCAUCCCAUCUUUCUUCGAGUUUGCCAUUCCCCAUGGCCAUGGGUUAGCCAAAGCUGUCUGGUGUACCUUCGCGGUCUCAUCUUCUGCUACCUCACUGGCCUCGCCGGUAUGCUCUUGCGAUACAAAUUUCACCACGAAUAUCCCCACAAUGAGGCAAAGCCCAAUUGGCAUAUCUUCUUCGAAUUUGCCUCAAUGGCCUAUCUCCUUUUCUGGCUUUAUCAACUCAUUACCUUUUGCUGGAGCUUUACCCAUCUCUUUUUCCCCGACGUCGACGAGGAUGACAACAGCUGGGAAUCUGUGCUUUUGUGCAAGAUGUCUCCACCUCUUCAGACACCAAAGUCCCGCAAGCGCUUGUACUUCAGCAUCUUCUACACCAUCUCCCAUGUGUUUGUCUUUAUGAACACGCUCAUUUACUGGUGCAUCUUGGUGCCGAAGGGGUACGGUCACCUUCCCAAGGGCAAGGAAGGCGAGCCGGUCUCGGAUUCAACUUGGAAGGAUUUCUGGGGCCACGGAUGGUUCGAGCCGUUCUGCAUUCUCAAUCUCUACCUGGUUACUUCGCUCAUUGCCCUCUUCGAGAUCUUUGUCUUGAAUAGCAUUAAGCGCCAGGUCCCUGUUCCUGCGCACGUUAUCGCGACGGUAUUCUUUCUCUCGGCUUACCUUGCCUGGGCCGCUGUCGGCAAGUGGUUCACCGGCUUGUAUCCAUUCUUCUGGAUGGAUCCCGAGAUCAUGAAGAAGACCGAGUACAUUGCGUCGUAUGUUGCAGGAUUCUUGGGCCUUGGACCUACAGUCUUUUCCUUCAUGUAUGGACUCAUUGGCAUGCGCGAGAACAUGACUCACAAGGAUGACGGGGACAAGAAGCAGCCUGCCCACAACAGGUCGCUCUUGGACGAGUAAACAAGGCGACAAGGCGACAUAUCGGACUAAGUCAAUUUCUGUUGGUGAAGGAGGGGUGACUCAUGUGAGGGGAGGUGGUGUUUGACAUGCAUCGUUAUGUUCUUGAUGGAAGAUUGGUAUUGUCAUGACUGAUGUGGGGGAUCCUGUCCGGUAGUGUACACUAACGCAAGUUGAAACAAUAGAGGCAAUCAUUGACUUCA
Messenger RNA from Podospora bellae-mahoneyi, 1784 nucleotides. RefSeq lists its product as uncharacterized. Gene Ontology annotation, cellular component: membrane. Lineage: Eukaryota; Fungi; Ascomycota; Sordariomycetes; Sordariales; Podosporaceae. The transcript is spliced from 4 exons. The record is from RefSeq and is a predicted model, not a curated record. Bases 610 to 1584 code for a protein of 324 amino acids.